Molecule: messenger RNA, 300 nt
Organism: Heterobasidion irregulare TC 32-1
Lineage: Eukaryota; Fungi; Basidiomycota; Agaricomycetes; Russulales; Bondarzewiaceae
Exons: 1
Biological process (GO): DNA integration
Molecular function (GO): nucleic acid binding
Source: RefSeq, a predicted model, not a curated record
CUGCACUCUGACCGAGGUGGCGAGUACACCAGGAAGGAGUUUGUUGCAUUCCUCGAAGAUCACGGCAUGACACAGCGGCUGACAGUCCACGACACGCCCAAACACAACGGUGUUGCAGAAUGUCUCAACCAUAUGAUUGCCAAGCAUGUACAUGCGCUGCUGCACACAAGUGGCCUUCCCCACUUCCUAUGGGGUGAGGCAGCUCGUCACGUGGUCUGGUUGAAAAAUCAGACACCAACGAGCAUGCUGCCCGAUGGUGCCACGCCAUACGAGAUGGCUACGGGGAAGAAGCCGAGCCUU